CUUCAUUGGCUCAUUUUGCUGAACGCGGCACCUCACUUGUCACUUUGCUGAUACCAGCUCAGAGUGAUCGCUCAUUGUCUGAUUUCCUCCCUAAUACCGUUGGCACCAUACAAAGUCGUUAUCAGCUUUGUAUGCUGAACGACGAUCAGAACAAGUGAUGAGUUGGCUUUCUUGCAAGUUGAGGACAUAUAAACGCCAGCCGAAUCCUCGCUGAUUUUGCUUUGCAACUGACAUCACCUGUCAUGACCAUUCCCGCGCACACGUUGUCUUGGCGAUAAUGCAUGGCCAUGUGCAUUAUUGGUCCAAGCACACUUGUUGCCAUGCUGGUCCAUGCGCUUACCCCUAUACUUGCUCUUGUGUUCUCCUCUAUCGAUCUAUGCGUUACCUCAUGUUAUGCUCUGCAUUUCAUUUAUUUAUUUUAUUAUCGUUGUCUCUUCUGUUUCGCAUCUUUUAGUAUAAAUACCCCGAUCUCUUUUAUGAAAUAAACCCCA
Molecule: messenger RNA, 491 nt
Organism: Radiomyces spectabilis
Lineage: Eukaryota; Fungi; Mucoromycota; Mucoromycetes; Mucorales; Radiomycetaceae
Exons: 2
Source: RefSeq, a predicted model, not a curated record